GAGCACUAGAUCACACCCUAAGCCUAAAGGUACGUUUGCGUCUUUCUUAUCAACGCUGAUGGCCGCACACGCACGCAUGGUCCACGUUUCCGCACCAGGAGGCCAGCAGCUAAACACGCCACCUCCAUCUCCAUGGCACCACCCACAGCAGUUCUUAUCCUACGCUUCACUGGCCGCUUAAAAUGCGCACCUGGCCAUGUCUCUCCUCUUCUCUUCGCCAACCUCUCCACUCCCUGCCCCUCCCGCCCGACACCUCCCUUCACUCCUCUUCCCCCAUUUCCUCAUUCCUCUUCAGCUUCAAACCCAAGCGCUUCCACUUCCUCAAGCCAUGUUCUUCCCUCAAACAAUCCCAGAAACAGAGGACCUUCCAGAGGAAACGAAGUCUGCGGUGGUUCUUGAGCCCGAAGAAGGACGAUGGCGGCGCCGACGACACGAGCGGAGGAGAUGAUGCUGGUGGCCGGUUGGAGGCUGGCACUGCAGUUAAGGGUACCCUUGUGGCUGGCCUGUUGCUUGUGGGUGUUGUUGGCGGGUUCGCCACUGUGGGCUAUGUCUACAGGGACCAGAUCAAUGCCUUUUUGACGCAGUUUUCGGGCUUCAUCGAUGGUUAUGGACCAGCUGGAUAUGCUUUAUUUGUGGUGGUUUAUGCUGGAUUGGAAAUCCUUGCAAUUCCAGCCAUUCCGCUUACCAUGUCAGCUGGUCUUCUUUUUGGCUCUAUUACUGGCACUGUCAUUGUCUCUAUCAGUGGAACUGUGGCUGCAAGUGUUGCAUUUCUAAUUGCCAGAUAUUUUGCUCGCGAACGUAUUCUUAAAUUAGUUGAAGGAAACAAGAAAUUUCUUGCAAUUGACAAAGCAAUUGGGGAAAAUGGUUUCAGAGUUGUUACCCUCCUACGUUUGAGUCCCUUGCUUCCCUUUUCACUAGGGAAUUAUUUGUAUGGUUUGACAUCUGUGAAGUUCGUCCCAUAUGUGUUGGGAAGCUCCAACUGGGGAGUGACAAGAGAGUUUAGGGUUCAGCAUUACUGCGAUAUUUUAUUGCUAUGUUGUUGGUUGGGGAUGCUUCCAGGUACAUGGGCUUAUGUGAGUGCUGGUGCUUUUGGGCGAGCAAUUAUUCAAGAAGAGUCUGAGUUUGGUUUACCUGGAGGAGAUGGUCAGUUGUGGACGCUUGGGCUGGGCUUGUUGGCUACAGCAGCUGCUGCAGCUUACGUUACCCGACUUGCUAAGGACGCUGUGAAAGAUAUAGAGUAGGCUGGCUGUGGCCUGUGGCUUUUCCCCAUGUAGUAGCAUAUGAGAAUGCACUCACUGUUGAAAAAUGGACAUGGCGAUUCCCCAUCACGUAAAUUGAAAGGCAUCAUUGAAUCAUAUUAGAUGCUUAUUGUAUAUUUUUCUGUUAUGUACUGUUUGCAAUUUGCUUGAUAAAUUAAUAAUAUUGUUGUGAUUCUUCUUCUU
Malania oleifera is the source of this 1442-nucleotide messenger RNA. RefSeq lists its product as uncharacterized. NCBI's taxonomy places the organism in Eukaryota, Viridiplantae, Streptophyta, Magnoliopsida, Santalales, Ximeniaceae. The record is from RefSeq and is a predicted model, not a curated record. Bases 183 to 1241 code for a protein of 352 amino acids. The transcript has 8 exons.